Messenger RNA from Culex pipiens pallens (northern house mosquito), 536 nucleotides. RefSeq names its product PHD finger-like domain-containing protein 5A (gene Phf5a). The transcript is spliced from 3 exons. The record is from RefSeq and is a predicted model, not a curated record. Gene Ontology annotation, biological process: mRNA splicing, via spliceosome. NCBI's taxonomy places the organism in Eukaryota, Metazoa, Arthropoda, Insecta, Diptera, Culicidae. The coding region runs from base 89 to 421 and encodes 110 amino acids. Gene Ontology annotation, cellular component: U2 snRNP; U12-type spliceosomal complex; precatalytic spliceosome.
CAAAGAAGUGUCAAAGUCACUUUUCAAAGCGCUUUUCUUCUCAUUUCUGUUUACAAACGCACCGGAAUCGUCGACAAGCAGCGCAGCAAUGGCCAAGCAUCAUCCCGAUUUAAUUUUCUGCCGGAAGCAACCUGGCGUCGCCAUUGGUCGCCUGUGCGAAAAGUGCGACGGAAAGUGUGUAAUCUGCGAUUCGUACGUGCGUCCCUGUACGCUGGUCCGAAUCUGCGACGAGUGCAACUACGGUUCGUACCAGGGUCGAUGCGUCAUCUGCGGUGGCCCCGGAGUAUCGGACGCGUACUACUGCAAGGAAUGCACCAUUCAGGAGAAGGAUAGAGAUGGAUGUCCAAAGAUCGUCAACCUGGGUAGCUCGAAAACGGAUCUGUUCUACGAGAGGAAAAAGUAUGGCUUCAAGCAGCGAUAAACCAACGACAUCUUACUUACUUUUAAGACUAGCUUUGUGUUCGCUAUAACAACAAUACCUUAACUUUCUCACUGUACCACGAGACUAUCAAAAAUAUAAAAUUCUGCAAACUAAA